Arvicanthis niloticus (Nile rat) is the source of this 3592-nucleotide messenger RNA. Lineage: Eukaryota; Metazoa; Chordata; Mammalia; Rodentia; Muridae. The record is from RefSeq and is a predicted model, not a curated record.
GACAUGUCUGAUCCCUUGUGCCCGUCCCUGCAGCAUGAACAAGGUGGACACUCACUGAUCUAUCACAAGAUUGCCUCACCAAGUUUGGGGGUCUAUGUCUGAAUGGAUUGCUGUAGCCUUCUCAUCUCUUCCUCUGCCCAGUUCCCGGCAUCCUAAGACUCGAAGCCAGGACAGGACCUGGGGAAAUUAUAUGGUUUGAACGGCAUGUCUGUGGAUGAGAAGCCUGACUCCCCCAUGUAUGUGUAUGAGUCCACAGUCCACUGUGCCAACAUCCUCCUGGGCCUCAAUGACCAACGGAAGAAGGACAUUCUCUGUGACGUGACGCUGAUUGUGGAGAGGAAGGAGUUCCGAGCCCACCGGGCUGUGCUGGCCGCAUGCAGUGAAUACUUCUGGCAAGCACUGGUUGGACAGACAAAAGAUGACUUGGUGGUCAGCUUGCCUGAGGAGGUCACGGCCAGGGGCUUUGGGCCACUGCUACAGUUUGCCUACACUGCCAAGCUGUUACUCAGCAGAGAGAACAUCCGUGAGGUCAUCCGCUGUGCCGAGUUCCUGCGCAUGCACAAUCUGGAGGACUCCUGCUUCAGCUUCCUGCAGACUCAGCUCCUGAACAGGGAGGAUGGCCUGUUUGUGUGCAGAAAGGACAGUGCGUGCCAGCGCCCCCAAGAGGACCAUGGGAACUCUGCCGGAGAAGAGGAGGAAGAAGAAGAGACGAUGGACUCAGAGACAGCUAGGAUGGCUUGCACCACAGACCAGAUGCUCCCAGACCCCAUCAGCUUUGAGGCCACUGCCAUCCCAGUAGCAGAGAAAGAAGAAGCCUUGCUCCCUGAGUCUGAGGUACCCACAGACACCAAGGAAAACUCAGAAAAGGGUGCACUGACACAAUACCCUAGAUAUAAGAAGUACCAGCUUGCAUGUACCAAGAAUGUCUACAGUGCACCCUCACACGGUACCUCGGGGUUUGCAAGCACAUUCAGUGAAGACAGUCCUGGCAAUAGUCUCAAGCCGGGCCUCUCCAUGGGACAGAUCAAAAGUGAGCCACCCAAUGAGGAGACCGAGGAGGAGAGCAUCACACUCUGCCUGUCAGGAGAUGAAACUGACAUCAAAGACAGACCAAGAGAUGUCGAGAUGGACCGAAAACAGCCUAGCCCUGCCCCUACCCCCGGUACCCCUACUGGAGCCACCUGCCUGGACAGAUCCAGGAGUGUGGCCUCGCCUUCCUGUCUGCGGUCUCUAUUCGGUAUAACAAAAGGUGUGGAGUCAACUGGCCUGCCCAGUACAUCUCAGCAACACUUUGUCAGGAGUUCAGCAUGCCCUUUUAACAAGAGCAUCUCUCAGGGUGACCUUAAAACUGAUUACACCCCUUUGGCAGGGAAUUACGGACAGCCCCAUGUGGGCCAGAAGGAUGUAUCCAACUUUGCAAUGGGGUCGCCACUCAGGGGGCCUGGGCCGGAGACUCUCUGUAAACAGGAGGGAGAGCUGGACCGCAGGAGUGUCAUCUUCUCCGCAAGCACGUGUGACCAACCGAACACUCCAGUGCAUUCAUAUUCUGUGGUGAGCAGUUUGGACAAAGACCUUUCGGAGCCGGUGCCAAAAAGUCUAUGGGUGGGAGCUGGCCAGUCCCUCCCCAGCUCCCAGGCCUACACCCACAGCGGACUGGUGGCUGACCACUUGCCAGGAAGGAUACGGCCCAACACCAGCUGCCCGGUGCCAAUCAAAGUCUGUCCUCGCUCACCUCCGCUAGAGACCAGAACCAGGACCUCCAGCUCCUGCUCCUCCUAUUCCUAUGCAGAGGACGGGAGCGGGGGCUCCCCCUGCAGCCUCCCUCUCUGCGAGUUUUCCUCUUCACCCUGUUCCCAGGGAGCCAGAUUCCUUGCCGCGGAACAUCAGGAACCAGGCCUGAUGGGAGAUGGAAUGUACAACCAAGUCCGACCCCAAAUUAAAUGUGAGCAGUCUUACGGAACCAAUUCCAGCGACGAAUCUGGAUCAUUCUCGGAAGCAGACAGUGAGUCGUGUCCUGUGCAGGACAGGGGCCAGGAGGUUAAACUUCCUUUUCCUGUGGAUCAGAUCACAGACCUUCCCAGGAACGACUUCCAGAUGAUGAUUAAAAUGCACAAGCUAACCUCAGAACAGUUGGAGUUCAUUCACGACAUCCGGAGGCGUAGUAAGAACCGCAUUGCAGCCCAGCGCUGUCGAAAAAGGAAACUGGACUGUAUUCAGAAUUUGGAGUGUGAAAUACGAAAACUGGUGUGCGAGAAAGAAAAACUGUUGUCUGAGAGGAAUCAACUGAAAGCAUGCAUGGGGGAGCUACUGGACAACUUCUCCUGCCUCUCACAGGAGGUCUGUCGAGACAUCCAGAGUCCAGAGCAGAUCCAGGCACUGCACCGGUACUGCCCUGUCCUCAUACCCAUGGAUCUUCCCGGAGCCAGUGUUAACCCUCCUCCUUUGGGGGUUGAGCAGAGCCUUGCACCCUCCCAAUGUGCUGUCGGAGGAAGUGUACCCUGCUGCCUGGAGCCAGGGGCAGCUCCCCCUGGGCUCCCCUGGGUGCCCAGCAACACCUCUGAGAAUUGUACCUCUGGGAGGAGGUUGGAAGGCAGUGACCCUGGAACCUUCUCAGAAAGAGGACCUCCUCUGGAAGCCAGGAGCCAGUCAGUGACGGUGGACUUCUGCCAGGAAAUGACUGAGAAGUGUACAACAGACGAACAGCCCAGGAAAGAUUACGCCUAGCCAGCGUGAUCAGCUCCGCCCCCCGGAUCUUCACACCUCUCUCAUCUGGGUGUCCUUCUGCCAGCCAGUGGCGCUGUUCAUCUGUGUCUUGAAGAACCAAGAACGAAUUUGGUGCACACUACAGCAGUCUUAGCAGCAAUACUGUUCUGAAGUAUUCCCUCCUCUCUCGUAAGCAGGAGUGCUAGUUACCUUCAUAAUGGUGCUACCCCUUGCCCUGGCAAGGAAGACAACAGUGCCGACACUGUCUGUCUGUGGGUUAAUUGCAAACUUCACAGGGAUAGACUCCACCUCUAGGACCCAACCACGGAUUUUUUUUCUCAGUGGCCCAUGUCACAAACCCUAUCUCAGGAAUUUCUUCUGAAUGUUCAAUUUUUUUCAUUGAAGACAGCUUCUAUACACAUCAAAGUUUUAUAGCUAUACUGUGUACAUAGUAUAUAUAAUAUAUAUGAGAUAUAUAUCCAUAUGCAAAGGUCCUGCAUGCCUCAAUUUUCUCAUCCUAAAACUGGAAACUUCACUUAUCAUUUACAAACAGGUUCCAACAUUCCUCUUUUUUGUGUCUGAUGCCAGAACUGGUUUUGUAACUGUUAACAUGGUUAACAUGGUUGUUUUUCUUGCUGCACAAUUCAGUUUCAAUCUGUACUUACUUGCAGACAAAAUUCAAUGUUGGAAGUUUCUUCUCAAGGCUCAGUCUCAGACCUUUUACUUUUGUUAGUUUGGUUUCGGCACCGCCGAAUGGUGUCACGUGAGCAUCGUGGGUCUGUUCUUUUCUCCUUGUGUUUCCCCCUUGUCUCUGCGGAUACUGUAUAGCAAUGGUCAACUUUGCCACUUGCACUGAGUUUUGAGUCAAACCUAUUUUCUUAAAUGAAGU